AUGGGACAGGGUUUGAACAGGAACGCCAAGGAGCACGGUCCCACGCCAGCUGCUCUGCGCCAGAGACCUGUACCCCCUGAAGGCUAUGCUAGGGAAAAACUUCACUGGCCUAAGACAGACCUUUCUAAGAAAUCAAUCCUGAGUCCAGAGGAAUAUAAACUGAACAUUAAUAAUGAAAACAGCUUUCAGCACCCACCUUCUGGGAUCCUUAAGGACAUUUUCACCACAGGAACUAGUAGCUACAAUGUCCUGCUGCAGAGCAAAGAGGAGAAGAGACACCACACUCAAAAGCAGUCGUCCGCUCACCACAGGAAACACAGAAAAACGACCAAGGGUUUGACCACCUCGCGGAGCAACGAGCACCGAAAAAUCAAAGCCCCUCUCCCCUUGCCUGCUGCGGGAUGGUUCUGCACAACCAGCCAGCCCUCCAUCAUCGUCACCGGCCCGCUGCCCACCAGCGUGAAGUUUACAAACAGUGUUUCGGUUGCGAGGAGUGGGGUGGGACUCCCGUCACGACCCAGAAGCAGAACCAAGAAACACAUUAAUCAAACAAAGCCAAAGCAAUCCCAGUCCUCAAAAAGCAGUGGGAAAGAAGGCGAUGCCUCUGGCCAGAAACUCUGUUUGCUGACUGCAAUCAAGCCUUCCAAUGUGGAGAAGGAGAAGAUGAAAUUCUUCAAGUCAGAUUUCACGUAUAAUCCUCAAUUUGAGUACGCAAACCCUGCUCUUCCAAAUGUGUUGGCUAAGCACAGCCAUGCAUCCGACAGAUUUCUUAAGCAGUCCAUUAACAUUAUGGAGCGGACGCUGCAGAAAUACGGAAGCUAUGAAAAAUUUGAACAGGCCACUGGAGGCAGCUUGCUGACCAAAAGUCGCAUCUGGAAUCACGUCAGGAAAUACAUGGUGAAAGAAGGCUGCCUGGGUGAGAUUGUGGUCCAUCUCACGGAGGACCUGCUAUCUCGAGCCUCAAUGACAGUGGUGAACGGCCGCCCCACUCUCACUAUCAAUAUCUCCACUGCACGAGAGCACUGGCUGGAAGGGAUGCUGAGACAUGAAAUUGGAACUCAUUAUUUUCGGGGUUUUAACAACAACAGCCAGCCUUGGUGCAACUGGAACGGACGUAGAAAACAUGGGUUAAAACCAAUCAACCCUACUGAAGAGGGGCUGGCGAGCAUCCACAGUGUCCUCUUCCGCAAAGACCCUUUUCUUUGGAGAGCUGCCCUGCUCUACUACACGGUGUAUCAGGCCAGCCAGAUGUCCUUCAGUCAGCUUUUCCAGGAUGUGGGGAGAUUUGUCAAGGACCCCAACACCAGGUGGGAUUACUGCGUACGAGCCAAGAGAGGGUGGACCGACACGUCAAAACCAGGCUGUUUCAAUAAGGAUCAGGUGUACCUCGAUGGCAUCCUCCGAAUCCUGAGAUAUAGGGAGUCCAUUGAUUUCCAUCUUCUGACAGCCCUUGGAAAGAUCUCGUAUGAAGACGUGGAUCGCCUGAAAGGAUUAGCUGUGAUUGAAAACAUGAGGGUACCACACUUUCUGCAAGACCAUGCCCGGUAUAUGGAGCACUUGGAAAAGAUCAUGGAAGUCAAUGAGCUGACUGAUGAGGAGCUCCAGGAUCUCAUAAAUUAACAGUAUUAGCCCACUGUGCACUUACUCUGUGGGGAUGUAGAACUGGACUUCCCAGAGCUUGCAAACAUGGAUUUAGGAGGGGCAGGAGGGAAGGGUGGCCAGAAUA
Molecule: messenger RNA, 1726 nt
Organism: Apaloderma vittatum (bar-tailed trogon)
Lineage: Eukaryota; Metazoa; Chordata; Aves; Trogoniformes; Trogonidae
Gene: MATCAP2
Product: KIAA0895 ortholog
Exons: 8
Coding region: 1-1620 (539 amino acids)
Source: RefSeq, a predicted model, not a curated record